Molecule: messenger RNA, 1756 nt
Organism: Capsella rubella
Lineage: Eukaryota; Viridiplantae; Streptophyta; Magnoliopsida; Brassicales; Brassicaceae
Product: aspartyl protease family protein At5g10770
Exons: 3
Coding region: 120-1565 (481 amino acids)
Biological process (GO): proteolysis
Molecular function (GO): aspartic-type endopeptidase activity
Source: RefSeq, a predicted model, not a curated record
AAACUUUCUUGUGCAAAAAAGAUUGGUUAUAAAAGACCAACCAUUAUCACGUUAUUUUUAGUGCCAUUUUUUUUUGGUGAGGGAGAGAGAUAAGAAAGAAGAGAAGAGAGCAAAAAAAAAUGAACAUUAAAAGGAAUUUGUUGAAUAUCAUAAUAUUCAUUUGUGUAUGUCUCCAUUUGGGUUGUAACGAGGGAGCCCAAGAAAGCCAGAAGAAAGAUAUUGACUAUCAUACCAUCCUCCAAGUCAGCUCUCUCUUCCCUUCAUCGUCAUCAUCAUCAUCACCUUGUGUUCUUUCUCCCAGAGCGACUAAGACAAAGUCAUCACUGCACGUGACGCACAGACACGGCACGUGCUCGCCUCUAAACAACGGCAAAGCCACGAGACCAGACCAUGUCGAGAUCCUCAAACUCGACCAAGCGCGCGUUAACUCAAUCCACUCAAAACUAUCAAAGAAACUCACAACUAACCACGUCGGUCAAAGCCAGUCAACAGACCUACCAGCUAAAGACGGAAGCACACUUGGUUCAGGAAACUACAUCGUGACUGUCGGACUCGGGACACCAAAGCACGAUCUAUCACUAAUUUUCGACACCGGAAGCGAUCUAACGUGGACUCAAUGUGAGCCAUGUGUUCGAACUUGCUACAGCCAAAAGGAACCAAUCUUUAACCCUUCUAAGUCUUCUUCUUACUACAACGUUUCCUGCUCAUCCCCUGCGUGUACUUCUCUCUCUUCCGCUACAGGAAACGCCGGAAGCUGUUCAGCUUCGACUUGCAUCUACGGUAUACAAUACGGCGACCAAUCGUUCUCCGUCGGCUUUCUCGCCAAGGAGAAAUUUACACUAACGAACUCCGACGUAUUCGACGGCGUUUAUUUCGGCUGCGGGGAAAACAACCAAGGACUUUUCACCGGUGUCGCCGGACUUCUCGGUCUUGGUCGUGAUAAGCUCUCAUUCCCGUCGCAGACGGCAACGGCUUACAAUAAGAUCUUCUCUUACUGCCUCCCUUCCUCCGCCAGCUACACCGGCCAUCUUACCUUCGGAUCCGCCGGAAUCUCCAGAUCCGUCAAAUUCACUCCGAUCUCAACCAUCUCUGAUGGAAACUCCUUCUACGGUCUCAACAUCGUUGGAAUCACCGUCGGCGGUCAGAAACUGGCGAUUCCUUCAACCGUAUUCUCUACUCCGGGAGCUUUGAUCGAUUCCGGAACCGUUAUCACUCGUCUCCCUCCAAAAGCCUACGCGGCGUUACGGAGCUCGUUCAAGGCUCAGAUGUCAAAGUAUCCGACCGCGUCGGGCGUAUCGAUCCUGGACACGUGUUUCGAUCUCAGCGGAUUUAAGACGGUGACGAUCCCCAAGGUGGCGUUCUCUUUCAGCGGUGGCGCCGUCGUCGAGCUUGGCUCCAAAGGGAUUUUUUACGCGUUUAAGAUAUCGCAGGUAUGUUUGGCGUUUGCGGGGAAUAGCGAUGACAGUAACGCUGCUAUCUUCGGAAACGUUCAGCAGCAAACGCUAGAAGUUGUGUAUGAUGGUGCGGGUGGGCGGGUCGGGUUUGCUCCUAAUGGGUGUAGUUAAUUGAAAAAUAAGAUUAAAAACGGGUAAAUGUUUAAAUUUAUGGAUCUGGCACAAAUUAGCUUUAUCCCUUAAUCAAGUGUGUAAUUUGGGUAAAGACUAAAAAGAGCAUAAUAGUCUCUCAAGUAAUUGUACAGUAAUAAGUUUGUGUGGAUAAAACAACAAUUACCAAAACAAACUGUUUAUUUGUACCU